AAGGUGGUUCUUUAAUCAUCGAAAUUUUAGAAAUUUCUGGAGAGAAUUCACACUGUUUAAUCUAUAAGAUCUAUUUUUUAUGUGUCUUCUAACCCAUUUUAUAUUUCUAAGUGUUCAAGAUGAAUUUUAUUGCCGCUAUCUCUUAAAUUUGGAGCGCUACGCAUUUCUCAAUCUGGCUUGCAAUCAUGUCUUCAAGUGAUAAGGAAUCUGAGAUUUUAAAAAUUAUCGAAACUUUAACUACGACUGGUAAACGUACUCUUGAUGAAGCAUUAAUGAAGAAGUUGAAAAACAUUUGCAAAUCAUCAGAUAGUCAUGUGAAUUAUGCAUACUAUGCUGUGAUGACGCAAUUGAGGAAGGAGCAUUCAGAAAUCCGUUUCAGUGCUUUGCAGAUCAUAAAUGAAUUGUUUUGCAGAUCGUCUGUCUUCAGGAAGCUGUUGGAAGUCAGCCUUGAAGAAUUUUUUGAAUUAGUUGUUGAGACAAAUCCAGAUAGUCCUCUUCCCUUGCCUUUGCCAGCUGCUAAAGAACUAAAAAGGAAAGCUUUGGAAUUUAUACAGAAUUGGUGUACAAAGUUUGGCGACAAAUAUACUCGUCUGCAGCUAGGUUUUAACUAUCUGAAGAAAUGCAAAAAGGUUGACUUUAAUGAUCUAGAAGCAAGAAAUGCUACUGAGAGGGAACGUCAAAGGCAAGAAGACGAACGAAUGGCAAGGGUGGUACAGGAAAAAAUUCUUAAAGUGCAAACUGAAAUGCAAGAGCUUACCAAUGACAUGGUAAGCGUUACUACACAAAUGGAGAAUUGCUUUCGUCUUUUGAUACCUCAUCCUGACGAUUUUUUCUCAAAUCUGGAUUUUGUCCCGACUUCUGGCGAAAAAGCUUCUUCCCAAGAAGAUGAAGAGCCUUCAACAAAAGAUGGAUCCGAGACCGAUGUGAAUGAAUAUGAGCCAGCCGAAAGUGAUCUGCGACCACAUGGCUUGUAUAACAUGAAGAAAUCCAUUACUGUAGAGAUGAAAAAUAGUUCUGAAGUUGCUGUGAGUGCAAGUGAAGACAAUUUGCCAGUGAUUGAAAAUUUACAUGAUUUGUAUAGACAGGUCACUGCAACUUAUUUGCCUACAAUUGCAAAGUGGUUGAAGAUUCUAGCUAAAGGAAGCAAUUGCUCUGAUACAUUGAAAAAAGCCAUCGAUUUAAAGCAAUUAUUAGAGUCAAGUCUUGUAAAAUAUAAAGAACUUAAAAUAAAGCCUUGCUUUCCCAAAACUGACGAUGAUGACGACGACGAUGAUGAUGAUGACUUUGAAGAAGUGAAAGAAAAAGAAGGAUACGAAGAUAAAGUCAAAGUUGCACCUGUCAUAUCACAUAAUUCUUUUAUGGAACCAGGUUGCUCUAAAAAUAUUUCGGAGUCUGAUCCCACAUUUUAUUGGAAACUGAAGCAUGUUGAAGAUGAUGCAAAAGACCCUACAGCAGCAUCUUCGACCCUAAAGAAAAGGAAUUACAAUCUGAAAAGGAAUGCUACCGAUUUAAAUGACAAAUCUAAGAGUUCUAAAGAUGAACCUAAAGAAGCAAAACCUGAUGUAUUGGAGAAAGCACCUAUUUUGCCAUAUGAUAUUGAUUUAUAUCACUGGGAGGAUGAAAAUCCUGAAAUUCCAGAAAAAAUAAGGUUUGACUCCUUGCACAAGUUUUGGGAAUCUAAAGAUGAUGAAAAUGAGGAGGCGUCAGAAGCCCUUAAAGAGGCUCAAUUGGCUAGCUUAAGAACUCGAAAAAUUGACUUUAGUGGAAAGUUUGAGCCUGUGAAAUGGUCUUGCCGAGCACCACUACCCAGUGGAAAACUGUGUCCCCGUAAAGAUAGAUACAAGUGCCCUUUUCAUGGUAAGAUCAUUAAGAGAGAUAAUGUUGGCAAUCCCAUAGAAGAGGAAGCAAAGCCUCAAACUACUGUCCCUGAUUGGCAGGAUCCUGCGCUCCUUAACGAUAUUGAAGCAGCUACCGGCAUAAACUUAAAAAUUCCCGAAAAGAGAGGAAAAGGGAAAAAGCAACAGAGAAAUAAGAAGGGCUGUGGCUUGACUAAAAUCAAAAACAUUCCCAUUUCUGCAAGGCAAAGAAUAGAGAAGAAAAUUCUGAAAAGGUAUCAACACUAUGCGCCUAAACUGGAUGAAAUGGAGCGAAAAAGAUUUAAUGAUAAGUUUGGUGAUCAGUGGAAUUAUUAUUAA
Molecule: messenger RNA, 2195 nt
Organism: Uloborus diversus
Lineage: Eukaryota; Metazoa; Arthropoda; Arachnida; Araneae; Uloboridae
Product: UV-stimulated scaffold protein A-like
Exons: 15
Coding region: 186-2195 (669 amino acids)
Biological process (GO): response to UV; transcription-coupled nucleotide-excision repair
Cellular component (GO): chromosome
Molecular function (GO): RNA polymerase II complex binding
Source: RefSeq, a predicted model, not a curated record